GGCCUCUGGCCAUUGUGCUAGACGGGCUUUUGUUGGGCCCUCAUUCCCUCGUGGUAGCUGUCCUUUAUCCUGUGGCUUUUUAUGCUUCUUUCUAGCACAGCAUUUCCAGCCAGCUCCCGAGGCACAGCAUUCUGUAUAGUUUUGUUAAGGCUUGUUUCAGCUGUGCGAAACGAAUGCUUUCAAGUUUAACUCGGGGAUCUCAAACAAGAGGGGAAAAGAGGACAGAAGCUGGAAAGAUACUAAAAAUACAAGAAAAAUACAGGCCCGGUACAUACCCCUGGGUGCCUGAAGGCUAAGCCAGAAGGAGUUUAAGGGGAGCCUUUGGUAUUCAUGUGCCUGUUUCCAUGCUGAUAAUACACAGCGAAUCAGGAUUUGCAAGCUGGCCAACCACUAGGUCUCUGCUUCACAUGAAUAUGUUAUGUUCAUUCCUUGGUGCGUAAUUUUAGAGUAAAUCACCUUUUAUAUGACAAUUAAACGGAGCUCUGGUUUGUAUUCUUCACAUGGCCUUUUCCUUUGUACCACUAACAGAUGUGAGUUUUCUAGGGUUGACGUGGGAAGAUCCAAAGUCAACCAGAGAAAGAUUUGAAAUGUUAGAUGCAGAGGAACCUAGGUCCUUAGUCAGGGACUUCCUCUUUGAAGUUGCAGCCUGUUGACAAGAGCUUGUGCAAGGUUGGAUUCAAUUUCUUUAGCCAUGUUUUGGGAGGACUUGCCACUGUGGAGCCUGAGUUUUGCUGAAGGGUUGUGAAAUGGAGAAUCUUGAACUACUUAAUCAAUUUUAAAAUGCUUUCCUGUUGCCCCUGAGAUAAUCUGCUGUCCUGUUUAAAUGCUGCCUAGGAAAGUUUGGGGGUGUAAUCAGUGCAUUUGCGAGGUGGACAAAGUUUAAACAUGGAUAUCUGUACAUGUGUGGAUAGGCAGGCAAGUUUCCUCAUAUGUACAAGCCCUUAACUGCUUGUCUUUCAAAUGGCCAUCUCCUCAUGCAUUAUUGAUGAAAAGGAUGGUAAUGCUGGUAUUUAACCUGUCACUGGCACUUAGAAUUAAGAUGUAAUCCAUAAAUCUGCAAAGGAGACGCUGAGCAAGAACCUCACAACAUUGUGUUGGUUUAUUUGGUUUCACAACUCUGUAAUUUCUUUGGUUUUUAUGCACUUAGAGCCCAAUAGGAUGGCUGCAGGUUAAGGACCUUGAGUCACAGAAACAUAAUCUAAACUGAUUCAUGAGCUUGGUGCUAGGAAGUCAGUUUCCAUGUAGUCUUUUUCUACAAAUGAAGUGUUAAGGAUUUUCUCUGGUAGAGGGAGCUUGAUUUUAUUUAUAAACAUGCUUGCAUUUCUUGUCAUGUUUGUAUUUCAGCAAGAACGGAUGGUAAGCAUCAAAAUAAAUCUCAGCAUUGGCAGCUGUUCUUUUCAUUUUCGACUUUUGUCCGUUUCAAGAAGGCGUGUAAUGGUUUCAGGGCUAAUGAACAGAGAUUUCCAAAGGUACUUCCAUAGGUAAUAACAGUCGCCUCUGAAGUAGGCAGACAGCUUUGAGGUGAGACAACAAAUUGUCACAUAGACAUUGAGUUUCACAGGAGUGGGUGAUGGGAACUGAGUCAAAGGGGGGAAAAGAAGAAUGCAGUGAACAAUUGGAUAAUAACUCGUCUUUCCUGAUCUGAUGGUCCCGAGCCAUCCUCUCUACUGUGCUGAGAUGCUCCUGGAGUAACGCACCCCUUUCUUUUGGGUGUGCCGUUUCCUGGGCACGCCUGGUGGGACUGGGCAGGUUGGAACUGCCGUAGCCAUGGUGAUUGGAUGGUGAGCAGGGUCUCAGUCUGCAUCCUUGCUUUUCAGAGCUCAGUAAUUGCUUAGAGGUCGCUCUGUGCCCUGCAGAAGCAGAGGGGAAGGGGCUGUGGGUGCUGCGCUUGAGCUGUUGGGGCAGCAGGCAACCAGGAGACAGGGGCUGCGGUAACUGUCACACACACUCUGAAUCUGGAGGCAGGACUGCUGGCACCAUGCAGGGCCGCAGGGCAGACAUGAACCAGCAGAUCCAGGAGCUGCGCAACAUCAUCGCCUUGCAAGAGCAAGGGAAAAAGUUUUCCAGGCAGUUGUGUGAGGAAAAGCUAAGCCAGAACAGAAAUCUGCUUUCCCAGCUGCAUGGGAUAUUGAGGGAGGACAUCCACGCGCUGGACGUUGCCCAGAAGCAUGACCAGCGCAUCAUCUCUGAGUUUUGCAGAGCGCAGAAGUACUUGUGUGGCAAAACUGUGCAGGGGGCCCGAGAGAAGCUCCGAAGCAGCAUCUUUGACCGGGUGAACACCUGCAAUGCACUGCUGCACGAGGUGAGGCAGCGGAGCCAGGCCCGGGAUGUGCUGCAGUGGCGGCUGCAGCAGCUGCUGGACAUCAGGAUCGAUGACAAGCAGCACCAGGAGCAAGUGCAGAUGAUUCGCCAACUGGAGAACAACAUUGAGAAGAUGCACAUGAAAAUCCACGCCGGGCAGAAGGUGACGGCGCUGUACCUGGCACUGCAGGAUGUCCUUAAGAGGGAGCUGGACUAUCUGCUUUUGCAUCUGGAGCUCCUGCAUAUCAUGGCCGGGGCAUACCACGGGGAGGUGCAGGACAGGGAGCUGAUGGCUUCGGAUGCUGUCAGAGCCAGCGACAUCACCAAGAAGGACCUGGCCAUGCUGGAAGCCCAGUUCUUGGCGGAGGAGGAGCUCAGACACCGCACCCUGUCUGCCCAGAAGGUGCAAACCGACUGGCUGUGGCUCAAGGAGGCGAGCAAAAAGCACUCGAGAGCGCAAGCCAGGUAUGACCUGGCUGUGGACUUCCCCUCCCUGCUGAUGCAGGACUCGGCGCUGGGCUCCCAGGUGCAAGCCACCAGGUCGCAGAUCGAGCACGAGUCCUUUGUGACGGCGGAGGUGGAGAAGGCCAAGGCUGCAGUGCAGUGCUCCCGCGUCUGGGACAUCACCAGCAGGCUGCUGGCACAGCAGAAGUCCACGGCAGAGCUGGAGCAGCACAUCAGGGCCUGCAAGGAGAAGCGGCGGGCACUGAAGGACACGCUGCAGGAACUGGAGCUGAAGCAUGCAGAGCUGAAGUUCCACCAGCCCCCGAGUGCUAUCAGCUGCAGGAAGCUGGAGGCAGAGCUGCGGGUGCGCCUGCAGCAGGAGGAGGCCCGGCUGGAGCAGGCACGAGCCCAGUAUGUGAGCAACCAGGAGCUGCUGCUGCAGUUUGAGAAUGGCAUCGACAACCUCGUCAUCCGUCUGCAUGGCAUCAACGUGCCUGAGCAGGAUGUCUCCGUUGAGUUCAAAGGGGUGGAUGAGAAGCUGCAGUACUGCAGGCAGAAGCUGCAGCACCUGGCCCAGCGCGUGGCCUCCCUGCCUGCUCACACCUACAGCCCCGACGAGGACAACGAGACUUUUGUGAAGGUCAGGAAUUUAAUGGAGAAAACGACUGCAAGAGAGCCGUGGAACCUGAAGAUUCCCUUGGAGGACAUAGGAUCUGGGGUGCAAGCUCCCUCUGAUUUUGUUGAAGAAGACCACGACCUGGUUCUCACCCGGGAAGACAUCAAGAAGCAGGGGCUGCACCUGAUCGAAAGCAAGAUAAGAAGCAGCAAGAGGAAGUAGCGAUUGCUGCCCCAGAGCUUUUGAUGCCUCUCCUUUUCCCAGCAGGUUUAAUAGAGCAGAGCUUUCUCAUUCCUUCCAA
Molecule: messenger RNA, 3662 nt
Organism: Gallus gallus (chicken)
Lineage: Eukaryota; Metazoa; Chordata; Aves; Galliformes; Phasianidae
Gene: CCDC183
Product: coiled-coil domain containing 183
Exons: 15
Coding region: 1979-3583 (534 amino acids)
Source: RefSeq, a predicted model, not a curated record